AUGACGACGUACAAGAUCCCGGACCUCAAGCUGAACAACUCGUGGCGCGAGCUCCAGAAGGAACUGCCGCAUAUCAAGAAUGACCUCGCGCUCCGCGCCGCCCGCGGCGAAGAGACCCCCCGCGCUCCCGUCUGGGUCAUGCGUCAGGCCGGACGAUACCUUCCUGAGCGCCUUUUGGACAUUGUGCUUUACUACCUGGGCUGCAGCGGUAGUGGCCAUUCCUUCCUUGUGAGAGGGAAGGAUCGAGGAGGGCGCGCCAAGAGCCAUUCGGACCAGCGUGACGCCGCUCCGUUUGAGGAUGCCAUGUUCCCGAGCAAAUACAGCGCAUCAUCUAGAGGCGCAAACAGUGCUCAGCUACGUUUCUCGUGUCGUGAGCUGACAUCAGAAUUCCUCGAGGUCCGCAAGCACCACUCGUUCUUCGAGUGCUGCCGCAAGCCCGAGCUGGCGAGCAAGCUCACGCUCCAGCCGAUCGACCGGUACCCGAACCUGGACGCGUCGAUCAUCUUCUGUGACAUCCUCGUCGUUCCCCAGGCGCUCGGUAUGGAGGUUAUCAUGGAGCCCUCGAAGGGCCCCGUCCUCCCCGCGCCGCUUAGGAGCCCAGCCGACCUGGCACGCCUGCCGGACGAGCAGACAGAAAAAGCUGCAAGCACCGCGAAGAAUCCAGCUAACCACCAGGUCGACGUUCAGAAGGAGCUUGGCUACGUCUUCGACGCCGUUACGAUGACGCGGAAGGGACUCGCUGGCCGUGUUCCCCUCAUCGGCUUCUGCGGUGCCCCCUGGACGCUGAUGGCGUACAUGUGCGAGGGCGGCGGUUCGAAGACGUUCGAGCACUCCAAGUCGUGGCUCUACAAGUGGCCCGAGGAGGCCAAGGCGCUCCUGCACAAGAUCGCCGACGUGUGUGCGGACCUGCUCGUCGGCCAGGUCCUCGCCGGAGCCUCGAUGCUCCAGGUCUUCGACUCCUGGGCGGGCGAGCUCACGCCGUACCAGUUCGAGACCUUCGCUCUUCCUCCCCUCGUUCACAUCAGCCGCAAGGUCAACUACGUGCUCACGCACCUCGGCCACCCGACCGUGCCGAUGAUCCUGUUCCCGCGCAACGUGCACUCGCCCCAGAGCCUUGCGCUCCUCAAGCCUGAGAGCAUCGGGUACAAUGUCAUCGGGCUCGACCAGGGCCUCGACCCCGUCGAGGCCAAGAAGGCCCUGCCCGGCAUGAACCUCCAGGGCAACUUCGACCCGGCCAUUCUGUACGGCGGCAAGGAGGGAAUUGAGAAGGAGGUCGAGCGCGUGUGCAAGCGCUUCCACCAGAACAGCGGGGGCUGGAUCGCCAACCUCGGCCACGGCAUUACGCCCAACGUCAAGCCCGAGGACAUGGGGUGGUUCCUCGAGUGCGUGCACAAGUACUCCAAGCGCAACUAG
This is a messenger RNA of Trichosporon asahii var. asahii CBS 2479, 1413 nucleotides long. Its product is annotated as uroporphyrinogen decarboxylase. NCBI's taxonomy places the organism in Eukaryota, Fungi, Basidiomycota, Tremellomycetes, Trichosporonales, Trichosporonaceae. Gene Ontology annotation, biological process: heme biosynthetic process. Gene Ontology annotation, molecular function: uroporphyrinogen decarboxylase activity. Bases 1 to 1413 code for a protein of 470 amino acids. The transcript is spliced from 3 exons. Gene Ontology annotation, cellular component: cytosol. The record is from RefSeq and is a predicted model, not a curated record.